Molecule: messenger RNA, 1080 nt
Organism: Sphenostylis stenocarpa
Lineage: Eukaryota; Viridiplantae; Streptophyta; Magnoliopsida; Fabales; Fabaceae
Source: the annotation of a GenBank genome assembly
AUGCGAGGACAAAUGAAGUCCCUAACAGACAUUGUGUCGAACAGAAGAAGCAGCUCCGGUUCUGCGACUGGAUAUCCUGCAAGCCCUCGCCAAGGCGAAAUCCUAGAUUUCAAACCAGGAUCCGCUGUUCAAAUUGGACGCAUUGUGAAAGGCAACACCCUCCCCAUCAAGGACCCCGACAUCUCCUCGAAACACCUCUCCAUUCUCAACGAAUCUGCCAAAUGGAUCCUCCGCGACCUAGACUCUUCAAACCACACCGCUUUGGACGCCUCCCAGAUCCCCCCGAACACUCCCUUCCCCCUUCACCACGACUCCACCGGAGAAUUCACCUCCAUCCACGUCAUCUUUUUCCCUCCCCACAACAGCAACAUGCUCUCCCACCUCGACGAAACCCCUCGCGCUGCCAUCGAACUGCUCUGGUUCCGGUUCCAGCCCCGGUUCCAGUGGCUCCUUCUGAACAUGCUAGGCCACGCAACAGCCCUAGGGGUAGGAGAUGUUGAGAAUUUGAUUCGUGUGGAGGAGAAGGUGGAGGAGUCAGAGAUAACGGGGAAUCCAAAUUUGUUUGAGAUUUCUGAUUCCAGUGAUGAGAAUUUGAAUGCUCCGGUGACAGAGAGGGGUGUUGCUGGAAAGAGGGAAUUGGAGAAAGAGGGUGAAGAUAGGAAUGGUGUGAAAGAGGCUUGUGAUGGGAAAGAAAAGGGGAAUUUGAAUGAAGAUGAUGGAAAUUGGCUUGAUUUGAAUAAGAUGACACUUGGUGAGUGGAUUGAUUUUUUGGAAUUUCACUUGCCCAAACAGAUAGAUGAAACUAACGAGAUGAUUGAUUCAAUGACUCAAAAGGCUGAGAGACUCUGCGAGUACAUCGCAGUGAUGCAACAACAUAAUAUCAAGGGUAAAAUGCCUAGGCCAAAAUGUCAAAAUAACUCGGAUAUUGUAACCACAUCAGUCGCGAAGGAACUUAUUUGUCAUUUAGUACUGUUACUGUAUGCUGCAAUGUCGGAAGUUCCGUCUAGGGUCAUUUUCCUCGCUGCAUACACGUUGCGACUUUUCUUUUCGUUGGCUGGGUCCAUAGACAAAGGAGAAUAG